AGAAGGGAUGCGCUGAAGCUAAAAAGAAGGAAUAGGACAUUCCAUUGUGCCACAAACUGUACCCAGCACAGGAGCAGGCAGUGUGUGCGAUAGCAGCCACAGGGGACUUGUACACCAUUCAUUUGAGUGAACCCGGCCAGAACGAAGGAAGGAAACUGCAGCCCCUGCUGAAUCUUGUUCCCCACCAUCCUGAGCAAGUCCUUCCUUUUCUCACAGCAAUAGGAGGUGCACGAAAGGCUACUACCGGACCUGCAAGCAGCCUGCCCCCACCCCCCACACAAGUUGAAGCGACCUCCAAGUCAACAUGAAGUUUGCCCGGUUCCUAUUGAAGAAUGCAGCCUUGGCAAAUGCCCCCAAACAGAUUGAGAGGUUCAGUCGCUUCUCCCCUUCCCCACUCUCCAUGAAGCAGUUCAUAGACUUUGGUUCUGCCAAUGGCUGUGAGAAGACCUCCUUUGCAUUCCUCCGACAAGAGCUUCCAGUAAGACUGGCCAACAUCAUGAGGGAGCUCUAUAUACUUCCUGACCAGUUGCUGGGGACACCAUCGGUGCAGCUUGUCCAAAGCUGGUACAUACAGAGCUUGAUGGAGCUAAUAGAAUUUGUUGAAAGAAACCCGGAGGACCAAAGAGUGCUGUCUGAUUUCACAGAGGCUCUCGUGACAAUCCGGAACAGACACAACAAUGUUGUCCCUACAAUGGCUCAGGGAGUUAUAGAAUACAAGGAGGCAUUUGGAGUGGACCCUGUCACCAAUCAAAAUGUUCAGUAUUUUCUUGAUCGCUUUUACAUGAGCCGCAUUUCUAUACGGAUGCUUAUAAACCAGCACACUCUUCUUUUUGAUGGAGGAACCAACCCAGCCCACCCAAAACACAUUGGAAGCAUUGAUCCAAACUGUGAUGUGGUUGAGGUAGUGCAUGAUGCUUUUGACACUGCCAAGAUGCUUUGUGAACAGUACUAUUUAGCUUCUCCCAAGCUGAUAAUAAGGCAGGCAAAUGGCAAAGAUCCUACCCAGCCGAUUCAUAUAGUAUAUGUUCCAUCACAUCUCUAUCACAUGCUUUUUGAGCUUUUUAAGAAUGCCAUGCGGGCAACGAUUGAAAAUCAUGAAACCAGUUCCCACCUACCUCCAGUUGAAGUGAAUGUUGUCCUAGGAAACGAAGAUCUUACUAUUAAGAUAUCAGACAACGGAGGGGGCGUUCCCUUGCGGAAGAUCGAACGACUGUUCAGUUACAUGUAUUCCACAGCACCCAGGCCUCUGAUGGAUAAUUCACGGAAUGCUCCUUUGGCUGGUUUUGGGUAUGGAUUGCCCAUCUCUCGACUUUAUGCCAGGUACUUCCAGGGUGACUUAAUGCUGCAAUCAAUGGAGGGCUUCGGGACAGAUGCAGUUAUUUAUUUAAAGGCAUUAUCAACAGAGUCUGUAGAGAGAUUACCUGUAUUCAACAAGUCUGCCUGGAAACAUUAUAAAUUCUGCACUGAAGCAGAUGAUUGGUGCAUUCCAAGCAGCGAACCAAAGAACCUGGCAAGGUAGAAAGGCGUCUCGGACUUUUCCUGUAAGCUGGAAAAGGGAUCAAGCACCUGUCUCCCAGGACCACUACCUGCAAGUGUUCUGCUGCAAUAAAUAGGCCACGUGUACUGUGCUUGAGUUGGCCCAUGAUGCAACAAGGAGAGCAAGUCACCCACCACCACCAGAAGAUGCAGGAUCUUUACAUAGUAGUAUAGCACUUUUUGGCUAAUUCAUUUGAUAUUAAGCACUCAGGGUAUAUUCUGUGCCCUAGGAAAUGUUUGAUUUGUUCUGUUUAUUAAAUAUAACAAUGUGUUACUAUAAGUGAUGAGCUAAAGAUCACUGUGAAUUCAGAAUCCAAUCUAGAAUAUAAUUCUAGCUGUGAUGUUUUUUCCCAUAUUACCAAGCUCAUGGUAAAACAUAAAUCACCUACUCUUAAUGCCGACCAUAGCACAGAUGUUUCUUUACCUUUGUCUGGUAACCAAAUCAUGUGUGAAUACCAUAUUGCCAAAAAGAGCCAGAAGGUAGCUGGUUUGUUUCAUGACUUGAAGCAUACUGUGAAACAAACCCAUUCUGCCCACAGCUGGGCACCAUCUUGUACUGUAUUCCUUAUUCUCUAGUGGAAAGAGGAAUUUGCAGAACGUACAGUAUUUUUUUAUACCGUCAUGCAGAAGAAUAGAUUCAAAUCUACCUUUCAAGCAAAUAUGCAAAAUAAGUUUAACACUGGCUUUUCUGUAAAAUGAGAGCCAGAUCAGAAAGGUAGUCCUAAUUUCUGUAUUUUAGCUGGAGAUGUAUAGUCUCUGUUGUAUAUUCAGAAAGAACAUUUUAGCCCUUCAAACAGAAUCUGGCCUUAUGUUCUAUGUCCUCGCUUGUGCUCAUGACAUUGUAUCUCUUUAAGGAAACCAGUUUGUUGUGACCAUUUGAAAGCACUGUGCCAUAUGACAAGUAAUACUGCAUAAUUCACUACUGAAGGAUUCUGUAGCCUCUUAAUAUUUGUUUAUUCUAUGGUAUUGAUGUGCAUUCUGCAGCCCCUCAGUUCUUCUACUACAGUUCCCAUCAUGCUCUAGUUGGAUUAUGGGGUAUAGAGUUGCGGGCACAGCCCUGUCUUAUGCUGUUGUAGUGGAGACAAUGGCCGAAACUACUAGGUCUAGAGGGGAUAAAAUAUAGAUUUUAAAAAUUCCUGCAGUACCUAGAGCCAUUUGUAGGCCUGAACCCAUUGUGUCUCCACGUCAAGCACGCAUUUGAAUAUUGUGAAUUGAUGCUGCUCUAAUAGAUCCAGUAUGGAACUGCAAUACAUGAGUACCUCCAGUACUUAGGCACAUACAAGAAGUAUGAUCUAAUGAAAAUGUCGACUAUGCAUUGUUUUACCUUAUACCUGUACUAAUAUGCCAUUCAUAUUUAUUGCCUUUUUAUUAUUCCUUAGCCAUAGGGCCUUUUACUAAGUUCCAAAUGUUUUAAUCAUUUUUCCAUUAAUAUAUUUUCUCUUGCUUUGUUUUUUAUGGCAGAAUAUUGCCUUAAAAUGUUAUUUAUUCCAGUUUGAAACUUAUAUUUUGCUGAUAUGCCUCCAUUUUGCUUGUGCAUUUGUGUCUCCAUUGUUGGAACUUACUUUACGGCAUUAUGAUGCAGUUAUUAGCAUGAAUUAUUAGGCAUUAAAUCUCUUUGCUUCGUGUA
This is a messenger RNA of Xenopus tropicalis (tropical clawed frog), 3163 nucleotides long. It is a transcript of the gene pdk4, whose product is annotated as pyruvate dehydrogenase kinase 4. The record is from RefSeq and is marked provisional. Lineage: Eukaryota; Metazoa; Chordata; Amphibia; Anura; Pipidae. Gene Ontology annotation, molecular function: transferase activity; ATP binding; kinase activity. Gene Ontology annotation, cellular component: mitochondrial matrix.